This is a messenger RNA of Coniosporium apollinis CBS 100218, 576 nucleotides long. RefSeq lists its product as uncharacterized. The transcript has a single exon. The record is from RefSeq and is a predicted model, not a curated record. NCBI's taxonomy places the organism in Eukaryota, Fungi, Ascomycota, Dothideomycetes. Gene Ontology annotation, biological process: chromatin remodeling. Bases 1 to 576 code for a protein of 191 amino acids. Gene Ontology annotation, cellular component: Ino80 complex.
AUGGCUCCCAUCACCCAAGCCUCCGACGAUAGCAACCACCAAGCCCUCCUCGACAAGCUCGAUAUCUACGCCGUGCGAAAACCCUGGCGCACCCCCCAUUGGAAGCCGCCGCAGCGUCGAAACAAGAAUGUCAAGCAGAUCAUAGCUGAAGCUUCACGCAAAGAAGCAUCGGUCAUGGCAACCCAGAACAACAGCGGGACAUCGACGCCCCUCCCAGCAUACUCCUCAAUGGCUACCGGCGGUUUGGCGACGCCAGUCAACGGUGCAGAUGGCAAUCUGAGCAUCGCACAAGCAGCACAGAACCUUUCGACGUUGGUUCUCGAGAAGAACCUACGCUCAUCGGGCGCGUCGGGAGGCCCCGCCGUCACGUACACCAACAUCGAGUCGGCACCAUCAUUACAUCCCUCAAGUCAGAAACGCUACUGCGAUAUCACUGGACUGUCUGCGCCAUACACAGAUCCGAAAUCGAGGCUGAGAUAUCACGACAAGGAGGUUUUUGCGGCAAUUCGGACGUUAGGCCAGGCUGCAACGGAGGGCUACCUUGCGGCCAGAGGAGCGCACACGGUACUCAAAUGA